This is a messenger RNA of Acanthamoeba castellanii str. Neff, 876 nucleotides long. Its product is annotated as ubiquitin, putative. Gene Ontology annotation, biological process: protein ubiquitination; modification-dependent protein catabolic process. The transcript has 7 exons. Gene Ontology annotation, cellular component: nucleus; cytoplasm. The coding region runs from base 1 to 876 and encodes 291 amino acids. NCBI's taxonomy places the organism in Eukaryota, Discosea, Longamoebia, Acanthamoebidae. Gene Ontology annotation, molecular function: protein tag activity; ubiquitin protein ligase binding. The record is from RefSeq and is a predicted model, not a curated record.
AUGCACAUCUUCCUCAAGACACUCACCGGCAAGACCAUCACCCUCGAAGUCGAGAGUGAUGACAGCAUUGACGCGGUGCGCCUCAAGGUGCAGGAUAAAGAGGGCAUCCCGCCCGACCAGCAAAUGCUGAGCUUUGCUGGCCGGCGGCUGGCCUCCUCCACCUUCCGCCUCUACGGCGAGCCUCUCCCCGUCAACGCGCCGCUCAAGGACAGCCUCGAGCUGGUGGCCGCCUUGAGCACGGUCGAUGUAGGCACCUCGGUGCAGCUCUACCUGCCCGAGAUCGAGGUGGUGAAGAAGGGGCCGUGCAGGUCGUGGGAGUCGCGCCGCUUUAUCUCGCCCGACCCCGAUUCCCGCGAGGAGGAGUACGACCUGGUGCGCACCAUCCCCGCCGAGUGGCGCACGGUGUCGCUCGAGGACGGCGCUACUACGGUGCGAUCGGUGAUGAGCGCAAUCGAGGCCGAGUACCGGGAGAAGUACAUCCCCAAGCCGCUCCUCACCGCCCAGCAAGCGGCGGCCCAGGAAUACAACUGCCCGGCGUGCACGUUCACCAACCCGAGCACCAGCGCAUGGUGCGCCAUGUGCGUCACCACCAACCCCGCGCCGGCCGUUGAGGGAGGAGGUGUAUACGCGCUGGUGAUGCAGAAGCGCCGAGGCCCCCAUGAGGUUCCUAUGCUGGUCGACUUCACGAGCCUCUACACGCACCACAAUGAUGGCAUCGACACUAAGUGGCAGCAACCACCCUGCGAGGCCAAGGUGAUCGUUUCGCUGGAGCAGCCGGCUCACUGGGACAACGAGGGCGAACGCAUGCGCCUCAGCGACUACAACAUCCAGAAGGAGUCCACCGUCCACCUCAUCCUCUCCCUCCGCGGCGACUGA